AUGAGUAAAAAGAAACCCAAUCAGAAGAGAAAGAUUAACAAGUAUACAGUGAAAAGUUUGCAGCAAGCAAGUUUGAGAAUGUUAGGAGACUUCACCACUUACAAAGUGCAGGAAACUGGUAAGUGGAUAGUUUUCGUUGACCCUAAAGAUACUUCUCAAACUUGUAGUAAAUGUCAUCAGAAGUCGUUAAUUAAACAAGAAUUAAACGACCGAAUAUUUAUUUGUGCUUUUUGUAAGAAUGAGUUAGAUAGAGAUAUAAAUGCUGCUCAUAAUAUUCUCUACAAAGCACAAACGGAGUUAGGAACUUUGUCCUCUGGGAGGAUAUAA
Molecule: messenger RNA, 327 nt
Organism: Racocetra fulgida
Lineage: Eukaryota; Fungi; Glomeromycota; Glomeromycetes; Diversisporales; Gigasporaceae
Source: the annotation of a GenBank genome assembly